AUGAUGCCCGUGUCAUAUACUAAUAGUAACAAUAAUAAUUCUCAAGCAACAAUAGUUUAUGUUUCCUAUGAAGGAUGUUGCUAUGAAGUACGAAUACGUAGUGAUAGUGAUGCACGUAUACUUGAUAUACUUUAUGGUUUACAACGUGCAUUAUGUAUUCCACAAUAUGAAAUGAUGUUAUGUUUUGGUCAACAACGUAUUGAUUGUCAUCAAUUUUGUUCACUUCGUUCACUUGGUAUACCUGAAGGUUCAACACUUUAUUUAUAUCGAUGUUCAUAA
This is a messenger RNA of Rotaria sp. Silwood1, 279 nucleotides long. The record is from the annotation of a GenBank genome assembly. NCBI's taxonomy places the organism in Eukaryota, Metazoa, Rotifera, Eurotatoria, Philodinida, Philodinidae.